AUGGCUCAAACCACCACCGUGAUCUUCAUCCUAGCCACAUUGUUAGUGGCCACUACGGUUGUUUCAGGACAGACACCACCUAGUCCCGUCGCUCCUAGUCCUACAAUAAACGAAGCUAUGAACUGUGCAGCAGGUUUGACUGUUUGUUUGCCGGCAUUUGCUCAAGGAGGAACUUCGCCGAAGGAAUGUUGUACCGCCUUAGAGACGGCGGUGAAAACGCAGCAAUCGUGUCUUUGCGGCUUUAUCAAGGCCCCAGCGCUAGUGGUCCCUUUCAAUAUCACUGCCUUCAGUGCUCUUAUCUCCAAGUCCUGUGGGAUCAAUACCGAUCUCAACUUGUGUUCAGAAACUGCCGGUAAAGUGUUGCCUUUAGCUUUAAACCAAAAAAAAAAGUGUUGCCUUUAG
Messenger RNA from Brassica napus (rape), 402 nucleotides. RefSeq names its product non-specific lipid transfer protein GPI-anchored 24. Lineage: Eukaryota; Viridiplantae; Streptophyta; Magnoliopsida; Brassicales; Brassicaceae. The record is from RefSeq and is a predicted model, not a curated record. The transcript has a single exon. Bases 1 to 402 code for a protein of 133 amino acids.